Episyrphus balteatus (marmalade hoverfly) is the source of this 2178-nucleotide messenger RNA. RefSeq names its product ovarian-specific serine/threonine-protein kinase Lok (gene lok). Gene Ontology annotation, cellular component: cytoplasm; nucleus. Bases 202 to 1644 code for a protein of 480 amino acids. The record is from RefSeq and is a predicted model, not a curated record. The transcript is spliced from 6 exons. Gene Ontology annotation, molecular function: protein binding; ATP binding; protein serine/threonine kinase activity. Gene Ontology annotation, biological process: protein phosphorylation; mitotic DNA damage checkpoint signaling. NCBI's taxonomy places the organism in Eukaryota, Metazoa, Arthropoda, Insecta, Diptera, Syrphidae.
UGUUGCGUUUUUAUAUCGAAAAAAAAAAAAAAAAAUCAGUUAUCCCCUUCGUCUUGUCUACAUUAUUUUUAAUGUCGAAUCCAAUUAUAAAAUAAAAAUUUAAUGGAAUUACGGCAAAAUAUCUAAAAACUUUUUCAUUUCCAUCACAAAAACAAAUACAUUCCAAUCAAACAAAUACAACAUAACUAAACUCUAUAUAAAAUGGCUCGUGAAAAUCCAGACACACAAGGAGCCACCCAAUCUCAGGCAUCCAACUUGUGGACUCAACUCGAAUCGCAACCCAUCGAGAAUGUAGUUUGGGGCAGACUUUAUGGCAAAAAUAUCAAAGUUAAAACUUUGGGUACGAGAGUUAAACAUAAAAUCCUUAUAACAAAUUCGUCUCCUCCUUAUGUUGAUUUGUGUCAUGAAAAAUUCGCAGCUGGUCGCGGAGAAGGCAACGAUUUGGCUUUGACGCUCAAAGAACUACCUGAAAAGAUGUUAUGUCGCAUAUCGAAAGUUCAUUUUCAAAUUAGACGCGAGAAUUGUGAUCUCUCGAAGCCAGUUUAUAUUCAGGAUUUUUCCCGUAACGGGACUUUCGUUAAUGGUGAACUGAUUGGAACACAUAAGUGUAGAAUCCUUCAGAAUGAUGAUGUUAUUGCCUUAUCACAUCCAAAUUGCCAAGCAUUUGUGUUUAAAGACUCUAAUUUAAAUGAAGGUCAAGAUCUGCCCAAAGAAAUCACAUCUUCUUACUAUGUAAGUAAAAAACUAGGCUUUGGUGCGUGUGGAAUUGUAAGACUUGUGUACGAUCGUCGUACAUGCAUUAAAUAUGCCAUGAAACAUGUUAUGAAAAACAUGUUAGCUGAAAGCACCAAAGUCAAUAAUCUCAACGAUCCCGAAAGGGUUAUGAAUGAAGCUAAGAUCAUGAAAGCAUUGGAACAUCCUUGCGUUAUAAAAAUGCAUGACAUUGUAGACAAACCCGAUUCGGUUUACAUGGUUUUAGAAUUUAUGAAAGGUGGUGAUCUACUCAAGAGAAUUACAACAAAGAAACGACUAAACGAUCAUAUCUCAAAGCUAUUCUUUUAUCAAAUGUGCCACGCAGUCAAGUAUUUGCAUGACAAAGGCAUCACUCACCGUGAUCUCAAGCCAGACAAUGUGUUGCUAGAGUCCGCCGACGAAGAAACUCUUUUAAAAGUUUCUGACUUUGGUCUCAGCAAGUUCGUUCAGAAGAACUCUGUUAUGAGGACUUUAUGCGGUACUCCACAGUAUGUUGCUCCGGAAGUAUUACUCACUCAGGGACGUGGUGCUUAUACCAAAAAAGUUGAUAUUUGGAGUUUGGGCGUUGUGCUUUUCACAUGCUUAAGUGGUACACUUCCAUUCCAUGAUGAUUAUGGUUCUCCAGCUAUUGAUCAAAUAAAAAAGGGAAAAUUUAAAUUCAGUCAUCCAGCUUGGAAGACCGUCCCCCAACGUGCCAAAUCACUCAUCACAGACAUGCUGACAGUUGAUCCUAAUACUCGACCUUCAAUUGAUUAUGUUUUAAACCAUAGUUGGCUGCGAGAUCAAGUUGUCAUCUCUAAAGCUAAGGUUUUAAUGAAGGUCGAUAAAGUGGCUGAAAUGUCGGAUGAUGAGAAUUUCUUGGAACCACCACAAAAACGUGCUAGACGAUAAAUCUGUUAUAAUAAGAAGUUUAUUUUUCAAUUUUUUUAUCUGUCGUUGUUUGUAGCCUUGUGAAGCAUCCCGAUUUUGUACAAAAAAAAAACAAUCAUUUAUAAAAAUAUCCUUUGUUACUGUUUUAUAUUUUUUAACUAAAAUAAAUUAGCAGUAAGCAAUGGAUAGGAGUUGUAAUUAGAGUGCCAUUAAAAACAAAGCAGAAAAGAAUUUUUUCUUAUAUUCUGCUGCCUUAAAAAUUAGAAAACAAAACGAGAACAAUCUAUAAACUCGUAUAUAUCUAAAAUGAAUGUGAUUUUUUUAUGUAAAUUCAUAGGUUAUAAUUUAUAAUCUUUUUUUUUUUUUGUUAUUUGUAUUUUGAUGGCCUUUGAAGUAUUGAGAAGAAAAAGAAGAAAACAAAACAAAAUGUCUCGUUAAUGCAUAUUGCAUUGUAUCUUAUUAAUAAUUGAUUUUGUGUUGAUCAAUUCAACUUUUAUUUUUAUAAUAAAAAAAAAACGUUUUUUCGUAAUAAAAUAAUAAUAAUAUAUACUCAUA